This is a messenger RNA of Marchantia polymorpha subsp. ruderalis, 2419 nucleotides long. The record is from the annotation of a GenBank genome assembly. NCBI's taxonomy places the organism in Eukaryota, Viridiplantae, Streptophyta, Marchantiopsida, Marchantiales, Marchantiaceae.
GAUUCUUUAAAACCGGAACUCGACGAAACAUUCUCAGCAGCAGCAGCGACGAUCGACCGGCGUCCAGUGUGCCUGUGCUCCGUCUGCAAUUCGAAGCUCCAACCUCCGAGCCGCUCACGAGCUCAGCUCCCGCGGCCAGCCGAUCGAUUGAGCGUUGCUGCAAGAGCGUGACAUCGUCGGGCUUCGAAAGGGCUCGUGCAUUGCUGCCAGUGCAUUGUCUCAAUUCUUCUCGUGUCGCCCUCACAAGGCGCUGUUGCCGAGCGUAGGCUGCAGCAGGUCCGAGUCGGAGUGGAGCCGGCGACGCCGCGCUCGGAGGAGGAGAGCAAGUUCACGCGCCGAGUCCGCGAGUUCUUGAUCCUGUAAUGGCCUCGUCCAUCUCGCAGACUCUCGGAGCACAGCAAUCUCGCUUGCUCCAUGGGCUCCCGGCUCUGGAGCAUUUCACGAGCGAGCGCAGAAGUGCGAACUUGAGCGCCGGGCGCCCCUUCCAGCUGCGAGUCAAUUCUGAGCUCCGGAGAAGCAUCAAAAGCGAUGGCGGAGUGGAGCAGCGGCCCUCGGGCUGGAACCGGCGCAGCGCCCGCCCGAAGCGCGGGGAGAGCUGUCGCACCAUCAGCGUCGACCGCGAGGAGUUCGCUCUGCAUGGGGUCCAGCCCAUGACCUUGGCGGACGUCGGAGUGGCCUUCGCGCAAGAAAAGGUGGCCAGGUUGAUGGAGGAGAUUGCAACUUACCAGGUGACAGUUCCCCGCAAGGUGCAGCGGAUGAAGGAGGUAUUGCGGAAGGAACUGACAGACGAAGAGGUUCCCUUCCACAUGAAAGUGCACCAAUUCCAAGCCGUGUUCUGGAGAUUUUUGAGACCCCACACCAUCCGCGGAAUGCUCAUCGGGGCCUCUGCGGUGGUGGUUCGAGCGCUGCUGGAGAAUACGGAGCUGGUCAACUUGGCUCUGUUGCCAAAGGCCUUCCGCGGUAUCCUGGCUCUGGUGUGCGGAAAUGCUUACAUUGUAGGAAUCAACCAGAUAUACGACGUGCAAUCCGACAGGAUCAACAAACCUUUCUUGCCCAUCGCUGCCAAUGAACUCUCCAUUCCUGCGGCAUGGGGAUUGGUUUCCGCCUUCGCUGCCAUGGGCGUUGGUCUCGUCGCCACCAAUUUUGGGCCCGCCAUCACGGCACUCUACGUUCUGGGAUUGUUCCUCGGAGGCAUAUACUCAUUCCCUCCUCUCCAUCUCAAGAAGUUCCCAGUUCCGGCAUUCCUCAUCAUUGCAACCGUGAGGGGAUUCCUUCUCAAUUUUGGAGUGUACCAUGCCACCGUGGCUGCCCUUAGCCUGCCUUUCAAGUUCAGUCCGGCCAUCAUUUUCAUCACUGGAUUUGUCACCGUGUUCGCCAUAGUCAUAGCGAUUACUAAAGAUCUCGCUGACGUAGAGGGUGAUCGAAGGUUUGGACAGCGAACGUUUGCUUCGAGGCUCGGAGUACGAAAUACUGCGUUCCUUGGAAGCGGCCUACUUCUAGCGAAUUAUAUCGGAGCUAUUGCUGCUACGAUCUACGUGCCCGGUGCUUUCAACCAGAAUCUUAUGGUCCUGGCUCAUGCGUGUCUGGGCUUGGCCUUGAUUUAUCAGACUUGGUUGUUGGAGUCGGCUGAGUACUCCAGAGAGGGUGUAGCUGCCUUCUAUCGGGCCAUAUGGAAUCUCUUCUACACGGAAUACGCUUUGCUACCCUUCAUCUGAUGGGUUCUUCUUUCCCAGAGCAAGCAAGCUUUUGAAAUUCGGUAGGGAUUAGAGAGAAUAGAGUCAAGCGGUGCGUCAGCUGUAGUGUUGUGCGCGUUUCGGUGUUGACAUGUGGGUUGUGUCAAUCGACGAUGGUGUGACCCCGAACAUUUUUGAAUGAGCGAGACUUCAUGCUGCACAGCGUGUGCAGACUCGAGGCGAACCCCCUUAAGUGGAAAGCAUGAUUAAGAAAGAGGAGCAGGGCAGCGACAUAUCUUUGACGGGAGGAGGUCUAACGGGUGCCGUUAGCAACACAAACUGCGACCAUGCUGAGGUUUUGAAUAUCGACGAUGACAAACCGAGCUUCCGAUUAGAGCGUUAGAGCAUUUAAGAAUAGCUUAAGUAGAAGAAGGCAAGAAGCAUGUGUCACUGUCUCUGUCUCUGUGUCCGUCUAUUUCCGCACCUCGGGACGUCAUGAUGCUCCAACAUGAACAACUCUGUAGAAACUGUGUUCAUCUGACAGCUACUACAACUACGGUUUAUAGUUGUAGGUUUUGCAGGCUAGAGGUGAUUUUGUUGAUCUAAUGUGUAAAAUAUUACUUACUUGAUUGUCCACUUCGAUCGUGAGGACCAUCUCCCAUUGAGGAACAGUUGGAACCUGCGUGGACAUAUAUGUAUCGAUGACAUUCAAACUCUGUAUAAAGAUGAGAUUCACUCAAUUGUCC